Messenger RNA from Zeugodacus cucurbitae (melon fly), 3348 nucleotides. RefSeq lists its product as uncharacterized. The coding region runs from base 165 to 551 and encodes 128 amino acids. The record is from RefSeq and is a predicted model, not a curated record. The transcript is spliced from 2 exons. NCBI's taxonomy places the organism in Eukaryota, Metazoa, Arthropoda, Insecta, Diptera, Tephritidae.
UCACAAACGCGUUUGCCUUGAGCAAAGAAGCAGCACCAUCAGCAAUAGCAAGCAAUAGUAACAAAUAAGUAGACAAGCAGAUUUGUAAAAUUACCAAUUUGUCCCAUCGGCAAGUAUCAACAAGUGCAGUAGCUUAGCAAUCAAUUAAAAACAAAAUUAACAAAAUGUGUAGAAACGCUUUCGUUAUUGCUUUACUCAUAAUUGCUACCUGUCAAUUUUCAACGUUACAUGCGGGUCGCACAAUUAAAACGGCAGGACGCCGUGGUUAUUAUGGUGGCUAUCAGCCAACGCCAGCACCGACCACAGAACCACCACAAACACCUAAAGAAUAUUUGGACAAACAGUCAGGUUAUUCCACUUUUGGUGUAAUCUCGAUAAUAUUUUUAAUUAUUAUGGCUUGUUUGAUAUUCUACUAUGGCAUUAUGUGCUAUCCGUUUUUGUGUCGCGAAGAGAAAAAAUAUAGUUAUAUGGAUGCAUCGUCGACCAUCACUUCGGCCACUUCACGUUCAAUACAGUCUAUAGAGAACUUUCCGGUAGACCAAAAGCACUGAGUCAGCGUCAACAUAGUGGGAGGUCGUACUCUGUGUGUAUGUGUGGAACACUGUUGAGAAAGUGUUUCAAAGAAAUUUUGGCAACUUAAAAGACUAUACACAAAAUUUUUUCUACUAUUUUAGCAUUUAUGAAGUUACAAUAUUUUUUACAACAAAAUGUGGUUAAGGUUUGGUAAAGUGAAAUUAAUUUAACUAGAUGAGUGUUUAAGUAAUAUUUCCAAGAAAGUGCUUUGUUAACAACUAAUGAUGCAAUGCGUCAUCCGUCAUAAUUUACACUAUAUUGCAACAUUUACAAUGAGUUGUACCCCACUUCAACGGGGUAGUUUUAAUUCAGUUGAAAUCCUUUGUGGUACACUAUAAACUGCCAGUUUCGAAGCGUGCUAGAGUUCACGUAUACACAGCAGCUGAUUUCAUUUAAGUAUUUUUAAAAAUAGAAUAUUCUUGCCUUCUUAUAUUGAUGCUAACAACACAUGCUCAAGCAAUUGAAAAUAAGUAUUUGAAGUAAUAUUUAAACACUCCAGGUUGUGUGAAGCAAUAUGCCGUACUUAAUUAUAUUAAACAUUAAUAAGAAAAUAUUCAAAAAAUAUUUCUAAGUUAUACAUAUGUAUACACAAUAACUUUUUUUUAAACAAAAAAACCUACACACUCGAAUAAAAAGUUAACAAUAUAUUACAAGUUGUUGUUCAUACACCCAUUCUCGCAUCAACACAAAAACUAACUCCUUACAAACUCAAAUAUUUUAAGCAUACAAUAUCGGUAUCGCGCGUAAUAUACAUAUACAUAAGUUUAUAGACAUAAGUAGCAGUACUAACAAAGUAAAAUAUACAGCCUUCACACCCUUUUUGUUGUAAGUUCUUAGCAUACAUACAUACAUAUACAUAUAAGCAAGUAAACAUUUAACGGGGCAAGACUUAAAGCUCAAAUGACAUGCCAAUUUGUUUAACACUUUUUAUACAUUUGCAUUUUUUAUACUUGAAAUACUUAUAUACAAAUCUUGAUAUAUAUACAAAAUCUAGCCUAGUUAUAGUAUAGCAUGUAGUUUUGUUUAUAAAGACGUGUGCGAAUACGUAUUUUUAUAGCAUUUUUUACAUCAACUUUUUUAUAUAAAUAAAUAUACAUUUUGUCAUACUAUCCAACUUUUUAUAAUAAACAUAUGUUUUUCUACAAUUUUUUUUUUGCUAAUUUUCUGUCACUUUAAGAACGUAUGUGUUCUGCAAGAUAUGACGUGGCGGCGCAAAUCUCAAGCACAGAUCAAUCGCACGUUUUGUAGGCGAUGGUUUUUUUUUUUCAAAACAAGAUAUAAUAGAAUAUUUUAAUUAUUUACAGUUAAAAGCCGUUGAAUCAGCUUUUGGACUAAUGAAUGUGUAUAUACGUAGUUAUAUAUGAGUUGUAUAGCUUAGUGAUCUUGGAUAUAAACUCUUCAUCUGCGCUUAGUUUGCCUUUUUCUAAUAAAUUGUUAGAUACACAAUAGAAAUUCGACUAUGCUGAUAAACAAGGAACAUAUAGUUGUCGUCGAAACCAUCUAACGGGAGGCCUAGGGAACGUGCUGUUUCGACAGGGUUGGACCAAAGGGAAAGGGGUGUUAGAUGAGUAGGGUUCGUUGGGCAUGCAAAGAGGCAUCAUUACAAUUUAUUGAUAUAGUUUUAUCCAAUGCUAUAUGUUCACUUAAUAUUUCACAUAUUAACCGAUUUAUAAGGUGCGUUAAAGUAAUUGAAAAUACAUUCGCAAAAGUCUUUCAAAACUUACAAUAUGAAGUAUGAAGCGGAACGAUGGAAAUCGUAAUACAGUUGAACUUCCCUAACUCGAAUCACUAUAAUCCACAAAAAAACUACGUGUUAGAGAGACUUCCGCGUUACAGAAGGUAAUUUGUAUGAAAUUCGAUUUCUAUUGUCAAUUCAAGAGUUCGAGUUAUGGAGGUUCAACUGUAUAUGUACAUCAUCUGUCGGCUAGUGAAAGAAACUGAUAAAUAAAUACAUUUAUAUUUAUUUUUAUUGAGAUGUCGCAUACAGUGAUUAAUAUAAAUUAAUAUGUUCAAUUAUACAUGUUUAGAGACACAAACAAGUACAAAUUCGAAAUUAUAGAUACACAUCUGAGGAUAUUUGAAAAUAAAUUUUCAUAAUUGAAUAAACGAGCAUAUACAUAAUUAUUUAACAACAGUAUUCAACCGAUUCAGUUCCAAUAAAUAUUUAGGCACUUGCAUUUAAAUUGCGCAACAACAAUUGUUUGAGGCAAUUUCGAGUUGGUCGUAUCAUCAUUUGCGCAAACGCCAGCGAUUCAAGUCUUUCUAUUUGCACCCAGUUCACGCCAUAUUCAUCGUCACUAUAGCGUCCAUUUAGGUGGCUAUAAAAAUAUAUACAUAUGUAAAUAUUUAUCAUCAUUUAUAGCAAACUGUGUUUUUCCUUACCAUAAAUAGCAUUUUUCAAACCACCAACCGCCUUUAAACAUCUCUGCACAAUUCCUUGUAUGUAUAUCAUUAUCACGAUCAUAAGUUGAAAAUUUCAUUCCCAAUUGUCUGCGGAAGGAAUCGCCAGCAUUGCCGCUAUAAUUUCCCAAUUUCUUCAAAGCGUAGUUCUCUGACUCCCCAGCAAUAACAAACUGUGUAUAUUUUGCAUAGUAUUCCUUGCCAUUACGUCUUCUCAUUUGAAUAUAUAACUCCUGUUCACAGUCGCUAGUGAGCGCAUGUAGUUUCUCCAAACCGAUCCAAUAGUUACCCGUUAGGUCGCCAAAUCCCUUCUUAUAGUCCGUCCAAUUUCUAUAAAAAUCUACGGAGUCGCUUUGACGCCGCUGUAUAACUAAC